Truncatella angustata is the source of this 1170-nucleotide messenger RNA. Its product is annotated as FMN-dependent alpha-hydroxy acid dehydrogenase. The transcript is spliced from 4 exons. Bases 1 to 1170 code for a protein of 389 amino acids. NCBI's taxonomy places the organism in Eukaryota, Fungi, Ascomycota, Sordariomycetes, Amphisphaeriales, Sporocadaceae. The record is from RefSeq and is a predicted model, not a curated record. Gene Ontology annotation, molecular function: oxidoreductase activity; FMN binding.
AUGAUGUUCCGUGUCUUCUCUGGUGUAGCCUGCGGGCUCGCCCUCGCCCAUCAGGGCAUCCCCGAUACUGGUCUGGACACGUCCAGUUGGACCACCGGCACGCUCCCGAACAUCAGUGACAUGAUCACUCUCAACGACUUUCAGAUCGCCGCCAAGAACUACUUGUCUGCAAGGUACUACACGCAAUACCGUACCGGUGCCUUAGACGAGACAACGUACAUCAACAACUUGGAAGUCUAUCGCAAGGUGCUCUUCACCGGCUUCGCCUUUCAAGAUGUAACAAAGUUGAAUCUCAACACCACCAUCCUGGGCUAUAAUUUUGCAGCGCCGUACUUUAUCGCGCCCGCGGCCAACGCAGGGCACGGCAGCGUGGGCGCGGAGGCUAACUUGGUGCGGGCGGCGGCCUCGGCGGGGAUUCUGUACGUGCCGUCCAUCUCGGCGACGCUGAGCGUAGAGGAGAUCGCGGCUGCAAAAGCCGAGGGCCAGAUCAUGUUCCACCAGGAGUACUUGUGGGCGAAUAAGACGCGGGUGGCGGACGAGCUGCGGCAGAUCGAGGAGGGCGGAUUCAAGGCCAUCUUCCUGACGGUGGACAACACCGGGGUGGGCGGAGUGCGCGACCGCUCGUUGCGCUUCACCAAGGGCGGCGACACGGGCCACGACCUCGCCUUCACUGUCGAGUCCCUCGCCCAGCUGCGCAACCUCACCUCGCUGCCAAUCGUGCCCAAGGGCAUCAAAACGGCGCGCGACGUCAAGCUGUGCGCCGACCUCGGCUUCCCGGCUGUCUACAUCUCCAACCACGGCGGCCGCGUCAUUGAUGGCGCCCCGACCGCCAUUGAGGUCCUACUCGAUGUCCACGCGCAGUACCCGGAGGUAUUCGACCAGAUUGAGAUCUACGCGGAUGGCGGCGUGCGCCGCGGCACGCAUGUAUUGACUCUGCUGGCCCUGGGCGCCCGCGCCGUGGGCCUGGGACGUCCACCCAUGUUCGCCAACAUCUUCGGCCAGGAGGGUGUCGAGGCCAUGCUCGACAUCCUCAACUCGGAGCUGGUCACGGAGAUGCAGAACCUGGGGCAGGUGGACGUGAACAAGUGGCGCGGAAACACCAGCUUCAUCAACACGAGGAAGGUCGAGUUGGAAUACUUCGGCGCUCCCCUAUCUAACUUUAAUUUUUAA